AUGAGCAAGCCGGCGGGAUCAACAAGUCGUAUUUUAGACAUUCCCUGUAAAGUGUGUGGGGACCGCAGCUCUGGAAAGCACUACGGAGUUUAUGCCUGUGACGGAUGCUCGGGUUUUUUCAAACGGAGUAUCAGGAGGAAUCGGACGUAUGUCUGCAAAUCUGGAAACCAGGGAGGCUGCCCAGUGGAUAAGACGCACAGAAACCAAUGCAGGGCUUGUCGCUUGAAGAAGUGUUUGGAAGUCAACAUGAACAAAGAUGCUGUACAGCACGAGCGAGGGCCCAGGACGUCUACUAUCCGCAAGCAGGUUGCCCUGUAUUUCCGCGGCCACAAGGAGGAGAACGGUGCAGCCCCUCACUUCCCUUCCGCCGCCCUGCCUGCCCCGGCUUUCUUCACGGCAGUCACGCAAUUGGAGCAACAUAACAUGGAGCUGGCGGCCGUGUCCGGCACCCCGGAGAGACAAACAUUGGUGGGGCUGGCCCAGCCCACGCCCAAGUAUCCUCAUGAGGUUAAUGGAGCCCCCAUGUAUCUCUAUGAAGUGGCCACUGAGUCUGUAUGUGAAUCAGCAGCCAGACUCCUUUUCAUGAGCAUUAAAUGGGCCAAAAGUGUUCCAGCCUUCUCUACUCUAUCUUUACAAGAUCAGCUGAUGCUUUUGGAAGAUGCUUGGAGAGAACUGUUUGUUCUAGGAAUAGCACAAUGGGCCAUUCCAGUUGAUGCUAACACUCUACUGGCUGUAUCUGGCAUGAAUGGUGAAAAUACAGAUUCCCAGAAGCUGAGUAAGAUCAUCUCUGAAAUCCAGGCUUUGCAGGAGGUAGUGGCCAGAUUCAGACAACUUCGGCUGGACGCAACUGAAUUUGCCUGUCUCAAAUGCAUUGUCACUUUCAAAGCUGUACCUACACACAGUGGUUCUGAACUGAGAAGUUUCCGGAAUGCCGCGGCUAUUGCAGCACUUCAAGAUGAAGCUCAGCUAACACUUAACAGUUAUAUCCACACCAGGUAUCCUACUCAACCUUGUCGCUUCGGGAAACUCUUGUUGCUUCUGCCAGCCUUACGCUCCAUUAGCCCAUCCACAAUAGAAGAAGUGUUUUUCAAAAAAACCAUUGGCAAUGUUCCAAUUACGAGACUGCUUUCAGAUAUGUACAAAUCCAGUGAUAUCUAAUCUCUGCUGAACAUACACGGUCUUCAGGAUGGACAGUGUCAGAUGAACUUUUACCUUUGGAGAACAAGCCUCAACUAACAAAACCUUCAGGAAGCAUAAACCUGGGAAUGUGUAGCCUUUCGAGGAAAAAAAAAAUAAAAGAAUUAAUUGGCACAAGACUAUUCCAGUAGAUAUGACCUGCUGCCUCUACAGAAGUUUGUAGACCUGAAGAAAGGGCAUUGCUUGAUAGGACACCCAGAGCGGAGAGAACUCAUCACUUUACCUUCUCCCUGGGAGGGGCUCAUGAUCACUGGUUGCCACUGGCCACGCUAUUCUAUCACUCACCAGGAAGAUGAUUCUGACAUAACAAAAGCCAAAAUACAGUAUUUCCUUUUUCCUUUUCAGUAUAUGAAGUUGGGUUACCAAAAAUUACUCUGGAGAUAAUACAGUGUACUACAGCCUUCAGAAAGUAAUUUAAGCUAACAAAUUUGUUCUGAGUACAGGGGGCAACAUUCUAAAUCAAAUACUUCACCAAACAUUUUCCUUCUGUUGUAGACAUCAAGUGGCCUUCAUAAUGAACUGAAAAGUGUUUCAGGUGAUUGAUUAUUUCCCCCCCUUUUUUGGCCAUUGAAGGCUAGGCAACCCCAUCGAACCAACUGGUGAACAUAGAUGACUCUCUCAUCAGGACUGCAGUUUGGAUAACAUCUCAAAGACAGAAGAGUUUAACUAAAAGAAUACAAGUCAAAGAAGGAAGAAUAAAACAGCAAAACCAAAUAAAGCAGAGAUGUCUCAUGGAGUGAGCGGAUUGCUGUCCCGUUGGCGUAGUGCUGAAACCAAAGGCAAUGGGGUCCGAACUCUUGGUCCAGUGAGACGUGCAGAACAGCAACUGAAUAUACACAGCAUGCUAGAAUGAACUUCAAAGAGAUAGACACUAAAAGGUUUCUUAAUUGAUAAACUGCUAACAGUCUCUGAGACUCUACAAUGCCUUUCAGAAAACUUU
This is a messenger RNA of Trichosurus vulpecula (common brushtail), 2137 nucleotides long. RefSeq names its product nuclear receptor subfamily 2 group E member 1 (gene NR2E1). NCBI's taxonomy places the organism in Eukaryota, Metazoa, Chordata, Mammalia, Diprotodontia, Phalangeridae. Gene Ontology annotation, biological process: cell differentiation; anatomical structure development; negative regulation of transcription by RNA polymerase II. The transcript has 9 exons. Gene Ontology annotation, molecular function: RNA polymerase II cis-regulatory region sequence-specific DNA binding; zinc ion binding; nuclear receptor activity. Bases 1 to 1158 code for a protein of 385 amino acids. The record is from RefSeq and is a predicted model, not a curated record.